Molecule: messenger RNA, 1604 nt
Organism: Neurospora tetraspora
Lineage: Eukaryota; Fungi; Ascomycota; Sordariomycetes; Sordariales; Sordariaceae
Product: heterokaryon incompatibility protein-domain-containing protein
Exons: 2
Coding region: 312-1415 (367 amino acids)
Source: RefSeq, a predicted model, not a curated record
CUCCGGUGAUCCGCUGGAAGUUACCGCCGAGCCUCUGCCCCAGUCGCCGUGCCGGAACUGUGAAGAUUGCCGUUCCGAGAAACAUAAAUAUUCCGGCCGUCGUAUAUCUCGUACGAUACAGCAGUUAGAGCCUGAGAUAUGCGGACUAUGUCGAAUUCUAUUUGCGGCAUACAAGAUAUUUGUUCGCAACCGUCCCGAAACAGAUAAUGCUAUUGCUACGGUUUGGGCAUAUCUUGAAGACUUGACUUACGCCCGGGAAUGCCACUUCAACUGAGAGUUACCAAUUCCAAGGAUGAAUUAAGUACAAGAACAUGCAGACGCAUCCUCAUAUCAUGCAAUGCACCGAGGAUGUACCCUGUCCAUGGGGAAUGUCCAAGUCAUUUGCUAGCACCUACGCAGGCUUCUUUGGAUGGGAAGACCAGUCGUUUGAGGUCUCCAACAUUCCCACACCUUACAAACGAAAGCUCGAAUUCGAUCUCGUCGCAAAGAUAUCUAGAGGUCUAGAUGACUGUGCUAAGCAUCAUGCGAAGUCCUGUCGCAUUUCGAAUAAAGCACCUCCCCCUAGCCGACUACUAGACGUGGGAUCAACAUCUGGUGAAGUUCGCCUGGUGGAGACAAAACUCUUGCAGACGGCUGUACAGAAGUAUAACUGCUUAAGUCAUUGCUGGGGCACGCAACAACCGCUUGAAACAACAAGGCAAAAUUACUCACGACAUCUGACAUCUAUUGCAUGGGACAGCAUACCCAAAACGUUCCAAGAUGCAAUCCAGCUUACUCGGGGCUUAGGUGUCCAGUUUCUUUGGAUUGAUUCACUUUGCAUCAUACAGCAUGAUGAUAAAGAUUGGGAGCGAGAGUCAGCCGACAUGUGCAAUGUUUAUGGAAAUUCCUAUCUCACGAUUGCUGCAACAUCAUCGCCGGACUGUCACGGAGGGCUCAAGUAUUGGGAAAACCGAGAACUCUUCAAAAUGACUGGCUUCACGGCGGACAAAUCACCUGUUAAGAUAUCGCUUGUUGCACAGCCGACCAAAGGGUUUAUUAAAGGAGAUACACCGCUCCUCCACAGAGCUUGGGCUUUGCAGGAGCGGAUAAUGUCUCCCAGGGUAGUCCACUUCCUGCCAGCUGGCGUAGUAUUGGAAUGCAACGGGGGAUGGUUGGCUGAGUUUCCCGAAAGACAGCUUAAAUCUGGACAUGUCGAGAAAACCAAGCAUCACGAGGCAAUCAGCUCCAACUCAAUCGAAACGAAGGCCAACAUGUGGAGAAAUCUCAUCGAGACAUACUCCCAGUCAGCGCUUUCUUUCGCUUCUGACAAGCUCCCCGCAAUCUCCGGCCUUGCUCAGCAAAUGGCAAAGCACAGAGCUGGGGCUCGUUAUCUUGCAGGUCUUUGGAGCGACACGCUAACUACAGACCUACUCUGAGAGUGCCCACCUGAUUAUAUCAAAAGCAACGACUCCGUCACUACAAGAGCCAAACCCUGGCGAGCUCCUAGCUGGUUAUGGGCUGCAUGGGAUGGGCCGGUAUUAUACGGCCAUGGGCUUAAUGGUAGAUUUGCUGACCAGACACCGCAAAACUUUCCACAACUAUUCACUUUGCGAGACGUAUCAAUC